AUGUUUAACAAUUCUAAUGGUAUAAAUGUUGGUCAAACUGAUAGGGCUUAUACAAAUACUGGUUAUAAAAAUUGGAAAGCGGCUACCAUCAAAUUUAAGGCUCACCAAAUCUCUAAAGUACAUUUAAAUUGUGUAACAUCCCUUUCAAAUUUUCUUCAUUCAAAACCAAUUGAUGUAUUGUUAGAUGAAGAAAGAGAAAAUACCCGAAGUCAGAGAGAAAAACAAAGGUUAAUAAAUAGGCAAGUAAUUCAACGUUUAAUAGACGUAACACUUUUUUUAGGCAUUGGCGGUAAACCAUUUCGUGGACACAGUGAAAAGAAAAAUGAUAUUUAUAAAGGUCUAAUUUUAGGAAUAGUUGAUCUUUUAAAAAAAUAUGAUCCAAUAUUAAAAAAGCACUUUGAAACAGGACCUAAAAAUUCUAUAUAUUGUAGUAAUUACAUACAAAACGAUCUCAUUGCGUCCAUCAUCAUUGUGAUUAAAAGACAAUUAAAAGUUACGUUAGUAAAUGAAAAAGUGUCAAUAAUGGCUGAUGAGACUAGUGACGUCGGUCACCAUGAACAGUUAUCUGUUGUAAUUAUAUAUUUUGAUAAAUUCAAAAACAGACCAAUAGAACAGUUUGUGUGCAUGAAGAGAAUGAUGACAGUUGAUGCCACAAGUAUAUUUAAUGCUUUAAAUGAUGUAGUUGAAGAGUAUGAAAUCAAAUGGGAAAAUGUUAUUUCUACUUGUUUUGACGGUACUGCAACUAUGUCUGGAAGUAUAACAGGAGUUCAGACAAAGUUCAUGGAGAAAAAUCCAAAAUCUUUUUUUGUGCAUUGCUAUGGCCAUUGCUUGAACUUAAUAUUAGUUGAUUCUAUUGGCAAAGACAAUAAAUAA
Molecule: messenger RNA, 873 nt
Organism: Acyrthosiphon pisum (pea aphid)
Lineage: Eukaryota; Metazoa; Arthropoda; Insecta; Hemiptera; Aphididae
Product: zinc finger MYM-type protein 1-like
Exons: 1
Coding region: 1-873 (290 amino acids)
Source: RefSeq, a predicted model, not a curated record